This is a messenger RNA of Gordionus sp. m RMFG-2023, 1994 nucleotides long. RefSeq names its product tyrosine-protein kinase CSK-like. Gene Ontology annotation, molecular function: protein binding; non-membrane spanning protein tyrosine kinase activity; ATP binding. Lineage: Eukaryota; Metazoa; Nematomorpha; Gordioida; Chordodea; Parachordodidae. The record is from RefSeq and is a predicted model, not a curated record. The coding region runs from base 105 to 1832 and encodes 575 amino acids. Gene Ontology annotation, biological process: protein phosphorylation. The transcript is spliced from 11 exons.
GAAUUAAUGACAAAAUUUAAAAACCACCUUUAAAAUUUAAAAAUUCAUGCAUUCAGCUCUAUUAUCAGGGAUACCCUACAUAUGCUAAAAUUCCGAUCCAAUAAAUGACUUGGCCAACUGGCAGUGAAGUUAUCACAAAAUAUUCUUAUGUAGGUAGGACUCCUGAAGAUUUAUCAUUUAAUAAGGGUGAUAUAUUAACUAUUUUAUCUUCAUCGCAAAAAUUAGAUUGGUAUUUUGCUCAAAGAUUGGAUGGUGCAAAAGGUCUUAUUCCUUCAAAUUACUGUGAAUUGAGGAAAAAAAUUUCACUGUACAACUCUAUGCUAUGGUUCCAUGGUAAAAUUAGUAGAGAAAAAGCUGAAAUUAUACUAAAAAAUAAAUCAAAAGAUGGAUAUUUUUUAGUAAGGGAGAGCACAAAUUUUCCAGGAGAUUAUACCCUCUGCCUACUUUGCAACAAUAUUGUUGAACAUUAUCAUAUAAUUAACUCAAACACUAUAAAUGAAAAUGAUAUAAAUACUGAAGAUGAGAAAAAAUCUAUGUUUACUAUUGAUAAUGAAAUAUUUUUUGACAACCUUAUUCAACUGGUCAAACAUUACUCUCUCAACGAAGAUGGCUUGGUUUGCCUCUUGUGUAAACCAGUUUACCCUGAAACCUCUUCCAUAAAUUUGCAGAGUAACAGCAAUAACCCCAAAAAACUCCCACAUCAAAACAAUGUCAAACAAAAUUUGAAUUCAAACCUAAAUAACUCAAAUAAUUCGAUAAAUGCUACUAAAAAUGGUGGCCUUAAUCACAUAAACAAAGAAAAUAUCGACGGAAAUAUAGAAAAUGAUAGUAAGAUGUCAAAGACAGACGAAUUCAUAGUUACACCUGCCGUUUUUAAAUCUGCCGGUUGGGCUAUCAAACCUGAUGCCUUGACUGUUCUAGAUCCUAUAGGAAAAGGAGAGUUUGGAGAUGUUUUAUUGGGAACUUUGAGGGGCAAAAAGGUAGCUAUUAAAACUCUUAAAGACAAAAGCCCUAAAAGUUUUGAAAAAUUCCUCGCCGAAGCCUCUAUCAUGACUGGCAUCAAGCACGCUAAUGUGGUUAGGUUUUUGGGCGUUGUUUUUGGAGGGGAAAGGGUUUAUAUGGUCUUGGAAUACAUGACACAUGGAAAUUUGCUAGAAUUUCUAAGGUCAAGAGGUCGAAAUGUUCUCACUCCUCCCCGUUUAAUCAAUUUCGCUGAUGAUUGCUGCAAAGGUAUGAUGUAUUUGGAGAGCAAACAAAUAAUUCACAGAGAUUUAGCCGCUAGAAAUGUGCUAUUGGACCAGGACCAAAUGGCCAAACUCUCAGAUUUCGGCCUAGCCAAAGAAGGAUCCUUCAUAAACAACAACUUACCAAAUCCCCCAAACAAUUUUCCGGACACGAAUUCUAAUUCUCUCCUCGUCAAUACCAAUAAUCAUCACUCAACUACGAAUAAUAUUCUUGCGAAUGAAGGCGAAAUGCUAAAUAAUACCAACGAAGACCCGAAUGGGAAAUUUCCUAUCAAAUGGACAGCACCAGAGGCCCUUAGAGAUAACAAAAAAUUCUCAUCAAAGUCGGACGUUUGGAGUUACGGUGUUUUGUUAUGGGAAAUAUUCAGUUUCGGAAAAGUUCCCUUUUCGAGAAUCCCUUUAUGUGAUGUGAUAAAGCACAUAGAAAAGGGAUACCGACUCGAAAGCCCUGAGGGAUGUCCCGACACCAUGUAUAAAUUAAUGCUUAAUUGCUGGGAUUUAAAUUCCGACAAAAGGCCGAGUUUUAAACAUAUUCACUCAGAUAAUCUCAACAAUCUUAACAUAACCACAACAACUACUUCUCAUUGAAUUAUUUUUCGCGUUUUUAUUUUAUGUCAUGUUCUGUAAACGUGUAUUUACCGUACGUUGUUAGAUAUAAUUAUUGUAAUAAUUUUUUUUUUAUAUUUUAUAUAUUAUUUCUUCUUUUAAAUUAUAUAAUUAUUUUAAAUAAUACAACUGCAUUUGACUUUU